AGCAUCAGUCUCUCUGAAAAUGCCUAUAAAUAUUGAAACAAUGCUCAAACCCACUUCAUGCUAAAACUUCAUAAACCAUUCUCUCAAUUCAUUUAAAAAGAAAACAAAAAAAACCCACACUUCAUUCUUUCAAGUAUAUUUGUGUGCUUUAAUUUUUGGUAUUGUCUACAAUGGCCAAGAAUAAUAUUAUGGCUCAGUCUCCCCUUGAAAGAACCAGCUUGAUUUCACUUGACCAGAAGCUAGCCACGGCCAAGCGCUGCUCCCAUGAGGGUGUUGUUGCAGGAGCCAAGGCAGCUGUAGUUGCCACGGUUGCAACUGCUAUUCCAACUUUGGCAAGCGUGAGGAUGCUGCCUUGGGCAAGAGCCCAUCUCAAUCACACUGCUCAAGCUCUCAUAAUCUCAACAGUGGCUGGAGCAGCAUAUUUUAUAGUAGCUGACAAGACAGUUCUGGCAUCGGCACGGCGAAACUCCUUCAAACAUCCCUCACAUUCUGGCUUUGAGGCAUGAAAUUCUAUGAGCUAGCUUAAACUAGUCCCAUCUCAACCCUGUAGUUCUUUUAUUAUGAAACUCUCAUGCUCUGAAUUAGCGUGUAAUGUAAUAUAAAUAACUCUAUGGAAUUCAAUUCCAUAGUUUAUCUCAGCUUUUGUGCUUAUGGAUAUCAUAUUAUGAUGUUUGGUUGCAA
Camellia sinensis is the source of this 681-nucleotide messenger RNA. Its product is annotated as early nodulin-93. Lineage: Eukaryota; Viridiplantae; Streptophyta; Magnoliopsida; Ericales; Theaceae. The record is from RefSeq and is a predicted model, not a curated record.